AUGCGUGAGAAGCUGACUUGGCUGUCUAGCUUGGCCCGGAGAGCCCCAACCCGCAGCUCACUGCCAGGGAGUCGCCAAGGGGCAAGUUCCAGGCGGUUUGGUCCAGGCCAGACAUCCUCAAGAUCCCAAGAGUACGGAGAGGGGGUAAAGAGGUCACAGUGCAAUUGGUCGGAUAACCACACAGGGUUCUAUCCGUAUGAUUGGCUACACCCACACACGCAGAACAGAUAUGGAGAACGCUUAGAACGAAACCGCAUGGAGCCUGCCAGUGGCAAAGCACCAGGUCCCCGGACCUUCAACCCAGUCCCGGCUUCCGAUCAGAGCCCUAGAAUUUCCUACGAGGAAGUCAUGUCAGACGAUCAGAGACUCUCCGUUUGGUUACAACUUAUAUGGAGUCGUGGAUUCUGUUUUGUAGACGGCGUUCCCACGACCCCAGAAGCGACCAAAGGUCUCAUCGAGCGCAUUGCAUUCAUCAGACAUACGCAUUAUGGUGGUUUCUGGGACUUCACGGCAGAUUUAACAUUCAAGGAUACCGCAUAUACCAACGAGUUCUUGGGUGCUCACACUGACAACACUUAUUUCACCGACCCCGCCAGACUUCAGUUGUUCCAUCUGCUGUCCCACACAGACGGAUCAGGAGGUGAAAAUCUUCUCGUCGAUGGAUUCGCUGCCGCUGCUCAACUGCGUCAAGAAAAUCCUAUUCACUACGAUGAGCUUGUAAAGCACAGGCAGCCAUGGCAUGCGAGCGGGAACGAGGACGUCUGCAUCCAACCUUCCGCCCAGGCACCGGUAUUCUCCGUUCAUCCUGACCUGGACAAGAUGUAUCAGAUCCGCUGGAACAAUUAUGAUCGCGCGCCGAAAGUCAACUGGUCCGCAGAGGAACAGGUCGCGUGGUACCGCGCUGCACGCCACUACAAUGAGAUUUUGCAAAGCAGAGAGAUGUGGCAGAAGCUUGAGCCGGGCUCAGCUCUGAUCUUCGAUAACUGGAGAAUGUUGCAUGGCCGGUCCGAAUUCACUGGAAAGAGGAGAAUGUGUGUAAACAAUGAUGACUACAUUUCUCGCCUUCGCCUGCUCAAGUAUGGCCGCGAAAGUGUACUGAACAACCUGGGCAACGUGCGAGAUAUCUCCUCCAACCCAUACUCGAUUGUUUAG
Molecule: messenger RNA, 1152 nt
Organism: Penicillium olsonii
Lineage: Eukaryota; Fungi; Ascomycota; Eurotiomycetes; Eurotiales; Aspergillaceae
Source: the annotation of a GenBank genome assembly